GGGUUUUCUAGACGGAGCUGGGAGGUGCAGCUGCGGGAGAUCACCGGAGGGGGAGCGUGGGUCCUGACUGGGGGUUUGCCAGCAGGGCAAGGUGCUUCUCAACUGCUCCCUCGGGCCUCCCAGGAGCCUCUGGAGGAAGCUGAGCUGUUUGAGGUUUGGGGGCAGAGCUCAGCAGAGCCACAGAGGCCCCGGGAUUCCCCCCAAGGCAGCUCCCUUUGGCUGCGGCUAUCUGCCUGCUCCUCACCGGCUGACAGACCGUCGCCGUCCUGGGUUCCGGAGGCUGAGCAGGUGGGGGUCAGCCAGGCUGUUUCCGAACAUGGCCAUGGCCCAUUAGAGGGCCAGGAAAUCAGCCCAGGAGCUCAGGACCUGCCUGCAGGGAAACAAAAUGGGAUAGCCGAGAUCGGAGUGCGUUGCAGACGGUGGGAGGCUCACUCACCACCAAGGGGGCCCAGCCUCUGACCCAGCUUGAACCACAUCCUGUGAACAGCAUGGCGGCAGAGAGACGGGCCCAUCCCCUGUGCCCAUGAAUGGGGAGCCUCUUCCGGCCCAAAGAUGGGGAACAUCACAGCAAACGGCUCCUCGAUGAACUGCACCAUUGACCACACCAUCCACCAGACGCUGGCCCCCGUGGUCUACGUCACGGUGCUGGUGGUGGGCUUCCCGGCCAACUGCCUGUCUCUCUACUUCGGCUACCUGCAGAUCAAGGCCCGGAACGAGCUGGGCGUGUACCUCUGCAACCUGACGGUGGCCGACCUCCUGUACAUCUGCUCGCUGCCCUUCUGGCUGCAGUACGUGCUGCAGCACGACAACUGGCUGUACGGCGACCUGUCCUGCCAGGUGUGCGGCAUCCUCCUCUACGAGAACAUCUACAUCAGCGUGGGCUUCCUCUGCUGCAUCUCCAUCGACCGCUACCUGGCCGUGGCCCACCCCUUCCGCUUCCACCAGUUCCGCACCCUGAAGGCGGCCGUCGGCGUCAGCGUGGUCAUCUGGGCCAAGGAGCUGCUGGCCAGCGUCUACUUCCUCCUGCACAAGGAGGUGGUGGAGGACGGGAACCAGCACCGCGUCUGCUUCGAGCACUACCCGCUGGAGCCAUGGCAACGCGGCAUCAACUACUACCGCUUCCUGGUGGGCUUCCUCUUCCCCCUCUGCCUGCUGCUGGCCGCCUACCGGGGCAUCCUGCGGGCCGUGCACCGCAGCCACGGCACGCAGAAGAGCCGCAAGGACCAGAUCCAGCGGCUGGUGCUCAGCACCAUGGUCAUCUUCCUGGCCUGCUUCCUGCCCUACCACGUGCUGCUGCUCGUGCGCAGCCUCUGGGAGUCCAGCUGCCAGUUUGCCAAGGGCAUCUUCAACGUCUACCACUUCUCCCUGCUCCUCACCAGCGUCAACUGCGUGGCCGACCCGGUGCUGUACUGCUUUGUCAGCGAGACCACCCACCGGGACCUGGCCCGCCUCUGUGCCGCCUGCCGCGCCUUCCUCACCUGCUCCAGGACCGGCGGGCCCAGGGAGGCCUUCCCACUGGGAGCCCCCGAGGCCUCCACGGGGAAAAACGAGGAGCCCGAGUUGUUACGGAAGCUCCACUCGACGACCUUUCAGACCUCUAACUCACCUGGAGGGGCAGGGUCGCCCACAGCCAGGCUGGCCUAGCCAGAAUCCCCCAUGUGUGGGGUGAGUGAGGCCUGAGCUGACUGGCUGGCCACCCCUGCUUUCUGCUGGAGGGAACGAUGGGCUGGGGUCACCAAACCCUGGGCCUGGGCUGCUGCAAGGCCUCUCUGGUGUCAGGGGGCCUGCUGGAGCCUGCAGGGUGCCCCCGUCUGCUCAGGGGUGUCUUCUGUUGCAGCUGGGUCGCUGGCGGGAGGAAGGCAAUGAACUGUCAGCUCCAGAAGGUUUGCAAAGGGAAGCUGGGAUGGGGGUGCAGAGUUCAAGGGGUGCUGGGAGAUGGGGGUGUGCACCUGCCAGGGCCUUCCAGUGCCACUGUGUCACAGAUGACACCUGCCCAAAUGCAUAGGUGGUGCAGCUGAGGAGGUGACAAAGCUGUGUGGUCAUUGUCAACCAUGGAGCCUUUCUCUGCCCCCCCCCCAUGGAGGGAGCAAAAGGGAGAGGCUCGGGGCCAGGAGGCUGGAUGGGAGGAGCUUAGUGCCACCCCAGGGACCCGCCCACCUUCACAGACAUGCCAGCCCCGGGCCAGCCCCGUGCCAGCCCUCCAGAUGUUCGGGUGGAUGUGCUGGAGCCAGCUCCCACCUCCCUGGAGUCUGAGUCCCUCACAGAGUCUGGGGCGGGGCCAGGGAUGAGGAGAUAGAAGUUGGCAUCGGCAGAAUGAUUGUGGAAUCUGCUAAGGGGAGGGCCAGGAGAACAUCUUCAAUCUUUCUUCCCCUCCCUGUACCCCACCCAUCAGAGAGCCCAGAGAACCCCGCCUAAAGGCAGAGAGUCCAGGCCGGGUUGCCACGAACUGGGGUACCAGGCUUACACGUGGCUUUGACCGGGCAGCACCUGCCCCAGCUCCUUACAGCGGGUCUCCCGUGACCUGAGGAGGUUCCCUCCCUCUUCCUGGAGGAGGAAGCAGCCAGGUCCGAAGGUGGCUGAAAUGGCCAUACAACCAGAAACCCCCCAGGGGGCUCUUCCUGGGGCAGCGGCACCGGCCGAGUGCUCCAUGCCUCCUCCCUCCAAACGUCCCCCUGGUCUGACCAUAAACAUGGGUGUUCCCACCGGGUGGGACUGGAGGAGCGGAGGGUGGCUCCACAGCCUAUCGAGAGUUGUAUUUUCGGAUUGUCCUUUUAUGCCAAGUAUGUGUGUGUCGGACUGUGCGAUGGAUUUGUGUAGCAAACUUGAGUCUGCAAAUAAAGUACCCAGCUGCGGCCGGAGUGUGCUGUGCAGUCCUCCUGGGGAAGGAGGGUCUUCUAACACCAGGGGACCCAGGGGGUCCCCCAAACACCCGACAG
This is a messenger RNA of Artibeus jamaicensis (Jamaican fruit-eating bat), 2936 nucleotides long. It is a transcript of the gene GPR68, whose product is annotated as G protein-coupled receptor 68. Gene Ontology annotation, biological process: cellular response to pH; G protein-coupled receptor signaling pathway. Gene Ontology annotation, cellular component: membrane. The transcript has 2 exons. The record is from RefSeq and is a predicted model, not a curated record. The coding region runs from base 553 to 1644 and encodes 363 amino acids. NCBI's taxonomy places the organism in Eukaryota, Metazoa, Chordata, Mammalia, Chiroptera, Phyllostomidae. Gene Ontology annotation, molecular function: G protein-coupled receptor activity.